This is a messenger RNA of Sardina pilchardus (European sardine), 1754 nucleotides long. RefSeq names its product inner mitochondrial membrane peptidase subunit 2 (gene immp2l). The record is from RefSeq and is a predicted model, not a curated record. Gene Ontology annotation, molecular function: serine-type endopeptidase activity. The transcript is spliced from 6 exons. The coding region runs from base 661 to 1215 and encodes 184 amino acids. Gene Ontology annotation, cellular component: mitochondrial inner membrane peptidase complex; membrane. NCBI's taxonomy places the organism in Eukaryota, Metazoa, Chordata, Actinopteri, Clupeiformes, Clupeidae.
CAGAAGUCUGAGUGGUUGUCAAGCGAGCUUUUCACAAUAGAUACGAUGCAUUGAUGCGGAACUGAUCAUACAAUGUGGUAUCAUGAUGUCAAUGCGUUGCUAGACAGAACCAUGGACAGAACCACGACACCGUACCGCUAGCAUAGGCUAGUGUAACGUUUGCCUGCUAGGAUAAUUAGCUUAGCCUGGACAAGUAAAGGGGCAAGAGGUGUAUCGAUAAGUUAACGUUCCCGGUUUCUCGUCUCGUUAUUUUAGUCACGUUGCAUUAUUUUUACACGAGAUCACUGCUUAGAUUUGCAUCGAGUGUAACAUUAACGAACUAACGUGAUUUAGUCAGAGUAAUGUUUAAUCGUGUAUCCACCUGCGCUGUUGCCAUGAUAAAGUGAGGAACAGCAUCUGCUAUAGGUCAAUCAAUUUCAUGAAUGAAUGGAGAAACGUAGGGGAAGUAACGUUAAGUGGCCAGAGAACCUAUCGCUGAACACCCCAUAGAGGGUUUAACAGCACUGUAGCAGCUACCUUUGGCACAACUUCAAAGAAUCCAACUCUGACCCAAUAAGAGGUCUCCAACAGGUACCUGCAAGCUAUCCUAUCAGCAGCUUCCCACCUGUGUUUGAGUUGCUCUCCAAAAGGUUCAUGGUACUCCCCCAAAUUUAGUAGGUGAUGGCUCAGCAGACAAGAUUUGGUCGGAAAUAUUUCAAGGCUUUUGUUAGUGGCUUCUUUGUGGCUGUACCUGUGACAGUCACGGUUCUUGAUCGUCUUGCUUAUGUAGCUCGUGUGGAUGGAGCGUCCAUGCAGCCCUCCUUGAACCCAGAAGGAGGUCAUGCAUCUGAUGUUGUACUUCUGAAUCGUUGGAGUGUAAGAAAUUUCAGUGUGCAGCGUGGGGAUGUUGUUUCCGUUGUGUCUCCUAAGAACCCUCAGCAGAAAAUCAUCAAGAGGGUCAUUGCCUUAGAGGGAGACUUCAUUAAAACUCUAGGAUAUAAAAAUCGUUAUGUAAGAGUUCCUGAUGGACACUUAUGGAUAGAGGGAGAUCAUCAUGGACACAGUUUUGACAGCAACAGUUUUGGACCAGUUUCCCGGGGGCUCCUUCAUGGCAAGGCAUCUCAUAUAAUCUGGCCACCUCAUCGGUGGCAGCGGAUUGAACCCUUUGUUCCAACUGAUCGCAAGCCUUUGCUGAACUGGAGCCAAAAAUCCUCAGAGGAUGAGGAUGAUGAAUGAAAUAGAUGUUACACAAACAAACUGGCACUGACAGAGCUUGUGACAAACUGUGGAAGGAACAUUUCAUAAGACAGUAAAGUGGAUAUUCAAAAGUUCACCUUAAGUUAGCCAAUACAGUAUAUUUUCUGUGGAUACUGUGCUUUCUUACUAAGAGUUAUUUAAACUGUUGUAUUGUCUUCCUCUAAAAACAAGUGCCACAUGAAAGUCAAAGCGUGUAGUACAAUAGGCACAAAUUGUGAAUGUUGAGAAGUCAUCACUACCUGAACAAUGGUAAUGAUGAGGACGUAUUGCAUACGACUGCCUGCUGGAUUUUAUCACACAGUGGGAUCAUGAAUGUUUCGUUGAGUAUUGCAUAGAUUUCUAUGCUGGCCACAAAGUAAAACCAUGCAGAUUGCUAGUCUUCCAUGAUGAAAUCUACCUGUUAAUCUAUUGUUAACCAAUAUGGUUGUAGUGGUUAUUUUUUUUCCUAAAUCACAGUUUUGCCACAUUGUGCUGGUCAAAUGAGUAUCUUUGAAUAAAAUACAAUCAAACUAAUACAA